This is a messenger RNA of Coffea arabica (coffee), 2536 nucleotides long. RefSeq lists its product as uncharacterized. Lineage: Eukaryota; Viridiplantae; Streptophyta; Magnoliopsida; Gentianales; Rubiaceae. The record is from RefSeq and is a predicted model, not a curated record. Gene Ontology annotation, molecular function: ADP binding. Gene Ontology annotation, biological process: defense response to other organism.
UAGCUCUGCAGUUAGUGAGAUUUGUUUCUCCCUUAAAAUUUGAGAGUGAAACUGAGGAAAUUCCCUGCAUAAGAGAUGGAGAUGGCCUCCACUUGCAGCAUAUAUCGUGUCUUACUUGAUGUAGACCGGGAUGUUCCUGACUAUGUUCGUGAUGCAAUCAAACACAUGAAAUUUCUCAAAACAUUUCUUAUGUGUGCAAGAAAGUGGAGCCAAAGCAAUGAUUUGUACUUGGAAUCUGACAAUGUUGUGAAGAAGGUGAGUCUUCCAUCUUUCUUAUCUUGCAUUGAAGAUACCUUUCACAAAUAUGAGGAGGACUUUCAGUACUCUCUUUCCCUUAGAUUAGAAACGGACAAAAAUGACUAUUAUACUGUUAAUCAUGGAGUGUUCCCCGAAAUUGAGAAACAGAUCAAAUCACUGAAGCAAGAAAUCAUGCAAAAAAUCAUCCAAAUUUACUUUGCUUUGGCAAGCAGCAGGUCAAAUUCUUGUAUGACAGAUGAUGAGCUGUUGGAAUUCAUAGACCUCAUCCUCCAAAAUCUAGCAGAUUUGACAAAUUACUAUAUGGAUCGGAAAAUUAGUGAAUCGUAUAUUUCUCCUGCUUCGAGUGCUCAAGUCCAAGCCCUUGAAGCAAAGCUGACAUUCUUGAAAAGCUUCAUUCCCUUUGCCAAAAUGCGAGGAACUGCAGAUAUUCCUGCCUUGCUAUUGGCGCACUUCGAAGUGGUGGCUUUGAACGCGGCACGCCUCUGUUACAUGUGUUCUUAUUGGGAUGAUGCUGAGGAAAUGCACAAUCCUAAGUUCUUCUCCAUGAUAUAUGAACAACAACAGAAGAUCAGGGCUGUUGAUUUUCAUGUCUACGAGACUUAUAUGGAAGUACUUAGAGCUUCAUACUGCCCAGCAUCAUUACGUACACCAAGGGUGCAGGAUAAGCAGAUAUUGAACAACUUCAAUGAUUCUCUUAUAGGUUGUCUCUGGGAGCUGUUAUGCUGCAGCUGUAGCUUUAUGGAUUCUAUGAAAGAUGAAAUGGGAAUACUCUAUGCCGGACUGAGAUUCUUGAGAAGCAUUUUAAGGGAGCAUCAGAAGAAAAUGGAUGAACAAAACGAAAAAAUUGGUGCUCUUCUUAGUGAGGCAGGCAUUAUAAUUUGCUCGCCUUCUGUAAACAGAGUGAAAGAAGGAGAAGUUAGCUUCUCAGAGUCCACAGAUGCCCUUGGCUGUUAUGAUAUGCUGGCUAAUACCAACAUCCAUAUCAAGCAUUUUAAGGAUCAGAUCAGUGACUCAAGUACUAUAGAGAGUCUUCCUAAUUCCUCUCAUAGCUUAAGAGCACCAGAAGUUAGCAGGACUUCCAGCCGCAUGCUAUCAAAAGGUAAAAUGCCAAUAGCCCAUGAAGUCAUUGUUGGUCUUGAUGAUGAGGCAGCAAAAGUAAUUGACCGACUUGUAAGCGGAUCAAAACAGGUGGAAAUUGUUCCCAUUGUGGGAAUGGCUGGCCUUGGUAAGACAACUUUAGCCAAAAAAGUUUACAAUGAUAGGAAGGAUGAGUUUCAAAAUCUGGAUGAACAUGCGUUGCUUGAAAAGCUCUAUCAAAGGCUAUUGAAGAAUCGGUAUCUUGUUGUUUUUGAUGAUGUCUGGGACAUUGAGGUAUGGAAUGAGCUGAGAAUUGCAUUCCCCAAUGACAAGAAUGGAAGUAGAAUCAUCUUUACGAGUCGAUUUUCUAAUGUAGCUUCAGAGGUUCAAUAUGGUGGAGAACCUCACUAUCUUCACCCACUCAGUGAGAAAGAAAGUUUUGAACUACUGCUGAAGAAGGUUUUUGGAAAAGAAGAUUGUCCUCAAGGAUUGCGUGGAACCGGAAUGGAGAUUGCCAAAAAGUGCAGGGGAUUACCAUUUGCAGUUGUUGUUGUAGCUGGAAUUCUAGCAACUAUAGAGCAUGAUAUUUUGGUUUGGGAAGAAUUUGCUGAAAGUUUAACUUCGACCACGGUGUCUGGUACAGACCAGUGGAAGAAGUCAUUGGAGCUCAGUUAUGAGCAUUUACCAUAUCACUUGAAGGCAUGCCUGCUGUAUUUUGCAGCAUUUCGAGAAGAUGAAAAAAUUGGUGCCAAGAAUUUGAUGCGCCUCUGGAUUGCAGAAGGGUUUGUGAAAAAAAUUGAACGAAAGAGAUCAGAGGUCAUUGCAGAAGAAUAUCUGAUGGACCUUAUUGGUCGAAACUUAGUUAUGGUAAGUAAAAGCAGAUCCAUUAGUGGAGUCAAAACUUGUUACAUUCAUGAUUUGAUAUUUGAGUUCUGUAAGGACGAGGCGAAAGAAGAGAAAUUUCUUCGGGUCCUGCAAGGAUAUGAUGAGCUUUCUACCUUUAUUGAGCCUCCCAACCUACCUCGGUUGUCCAUUUGCUCCAAUGGAGAGGAUUUUAUAAAGUCAAAGCUAUUUUGUCCAAUGGAUAUGGGCGUCGGUUGCUUAAUAUCUCCUUCCUUUUUUGCAUCUACAAACAUCUUAAAGUUUUGAAUUUAGGGAACAUUAACCUAUGGCUGAAGGAGCUUCCAACUGAAGUCGAAUC